Molecule: messenger RNA, 1885 nt
Organism: Culicoides brevitarsis
Lineage: Eukaryota; Metazoa; Arthropoda; Insecta; Diptera; Ceratopogonidae
Exons: 3
Coding region: 76-1764 (562 amino acids)
Source: RefSeq, a predicted model, not a curated record
AAAACCACGAACAUGUUGAUUUCCAAACACGGCUGCGAAAUUUUUAUUACCAAUUUUAGUUGAAAUUCAGUGAUAAUGGACAAAUGUAAGGCUCUUACGAGUGACGUAACAUCAGAAGUUUUGCAGAAUGAGGCGUCAAAAAGUUCCAUUCUUUACGAGAUUUUGUACUCCAAGAGGCUGCUAAUUGAGCAUGUUGAGGUCCUGGAAGAGUGUCUCUAUGAGAUUGAGAACAAAGAAGGUUAUCAUGAGAGGAAUUACUUGAAUGGCGUAACUGCUGGCGCUGGAUUGUUGCUUUCGGGAGUGAUGGCAGUCAUGGGACGUCCUGGAUUUUACAUUUUACCGGUUGUGUCGACUUCGUAUGCAGCAAUGUACUUGGGAAAAGCGUUCCGAAGCUUCAGGAUCAAUAGAAAUAAGGAAUAUUUGAGGGUUUUGUUGAGGAGUAUCGAAGGAUUUGAAAAUAUUAUCAAGAAACACAUCAUUUUUUUCAACGAAUUGCAACAAUUUAAGACCAAUUCACAUGUGCCAUCAGAUGGAGAUUUCGUCUCGACCUGCAUUCAGUGCCUAAAAGACGUAAUUUUAGUGGUUUAUGACGGAAUCAAGGAGUUGGAGACCGAAUAUACGAUAUCACACAAAUAUCAGCUGGUCUACGAGCCCAUCGAGGAGCUCUGCCAAACGGAAUAUUUCACAAAAGAUCCCGAAGAAUUCACAUCGAAAAACAUCAAAGAGUUCCUGAACUUGUUCCUUCUCGUACAAUCGCAAUAUUUAAUGCGACUCGGUCUGAUUGUUGCAACAGGUGAUUGCGAUGCGGAUUUCAUCAAGUACAACACACGAAAUUUAUCGCCUUUAAUUGAUGAGCAAACAAACAAUUGCUUGUACAACUUUGACCUUAUCAUGUUUGUCGCGAGUCCGGAACAGGAAAAUCAUUCCUUCAAACAUCUCGACAAAAAUCGGGAGCUUCCCAUGGAUCUGCUGCGAGCUAAAUCUUAUUCGAUGACUUUUGUACCGAAAUUACUGGCUGUCACACACGAAUGUGUUCGUCUCGAUGCCUUGCUGAACACGCUAAUCAACAAAUACGACAACAAGGACCCCGAACAAGACGAUUUGCACGAACUUGUGCCCGUGAUGAACCAAAUAGACUCCGAACUGGUAAUGUGUCAGGAUGAAUUUCAGCGAUUUUUUAUCACGUUUCAGAAGUUUUUGAAUCUCAUACCGGAAGAAAAGCUCGUGGAGAAGAAAAUUCUCGAGGAUUCGGAUGAAAAGUCCGUUGAACGGGUCGAACACGAUUAUCGUAAAGUAGGGGAAACUGCUUUUGGGUAUCAUGAUGACUUUUUCGCGCUCGACGGGUUCGAAGAUGAAGACGACGAAGGAGCCACUAAAGAUAAAAAUUCAAAUUUGAAUCAAGAUGACGACCAAAUCAACAGGAAAAUUGUUAAGAAAACUUUUAAACCAGUACUAAAGCAGCUAAAAACGCGAAUUGAACCGUUGGCGAACGACAUGAAGGAACGCGAAAAGAAAGUUUUGACGGCAAAAGGGAUCGAAGUCGAAGAUUUGAAUAAAACGCGCGAUAGUGAGAGAGAUUCCUGCAGCUCUUUAUCCGAAAUGUCGGAGGACGAGGAGUUAAUGGCGAAAAAACGCACGAAAAAAUCAUCACAAAAAUACAAUGAAAUGCGUGAAUUUUUGGAACAGAAACAGCAAUUUAAUGUUUUUGGCUUUAAACCACCGGCGCCGGUACAAUCAAUGGUACAAGAGGAUGUUAUUGAAUAAAAUUCGGAAGUAUUUUAGUAAAUAUUAUCGUUUUUAAUUAUUUAUUUAAUAUUUUAUCAAAGAAAAUGCUAUAAAUUUGUUGAUUACAAACAUUUUUGUAUAUUUUUAUGCAUUAAAAUUA